ACUUACAAUUUUGUUUGUGGCAACAGCAACGACGUAAACAAUAACAAAUUAAAGGAAACAAAAAAAUUCAAUUAGAUCUAGGUCCAGAGCAAACUCAACAUUUUUGGUACAUAAAAUAAUUUGCAAAGUUUUAGGACCCAUAUUAGAUUAUUUGAAUUUAAACAUUUAUUUUUAAAGACUUUUAAGCUUUUUUUUACAAAGCCUAUAUCAAAAUGAGUUAAUUUAGUUAUAUUAAACCUAGUACUUCACUGAAGUCUUCAGUCUUCAGUGUCUUCAGUACUAGAGUUAGAGCAUACUUCAAGGAUUGGAGACGAAGGUGAGAACCCACCUAGUUAGUCUAAAAAUUCUAAACUAAUCUCUGUGACGUCCCGUGAAAAUCUUGAGCUUCCUGAUCCCAGGCACAUGAGCCGAAAAUUUUAUAAAUUCAGUUUACUCAGUCAAAGUCACUCAUAGUCAUAGAGCUGCUGGUGAGUAAAUAAACGUUUAAAUAUAUGCCAUAUGUCUUUAAAAAUUAUGACCUCCCUGAGUCUAUAAUAUAUAAUAAUGAGUGACCCAAUAUACACUCAUCAAGUCUUCAUUCUGUAAAUAACACGACUGCAAAAACAAAACAUUGAUUACUUUCCCCAGCAUUAAACAACAUUAGUCAUAAUAUAUGUAUACUUUUAUAAAGUCAUGUCAAGAUAAUUGAUAUAUAUAACAUAUGACAUGAUUAUGACCAAGUUUUGAGUGGUUUUGAAAAAUGUCAUAAAAAAGUUUUGAAAAAUAUGUGUCCCUCUAUCACACAUCAUCAUGUGUAAUGCCAUUUAUAAAUAUGCAGCUUUGAACUUGACCUUUGAGCAUUGCAAAUUUCACAACAAAAAAAGAAAAAAUCUAAUUAGGGAAACUAUUUGAAUUCAUGCUUCAUCUUACUAUAUAUAAAAAAACUUCAAAAUCACACUUUCAGGACUAAGUUGGUGUUAUGAGCCAGAUGCCAGAUAAGUUAUGGUGACCUUGAAAUUUGCAGCAUAAUAUGAUCAUGUAUGUUUCAUUUCUGUUUUAUAUAAUUCAUUUCAUGGUGUUGAAAUUGCUAAAUUAUAAAAUUGAUUAGACUAUUUUUUUCUAAACUUGACUUAAAAUAUGUCAUUAGCUUUAAGAAAAAAAUGAAGUAUGGGAACAACCUUGGAAAACUUACCUUCUUUUCCUACUUUUAAUUGGGAGAAAUUACUUGAUGAAACUGUACAAUUUGUUGCACAUAUCUAAGUUUUUCAGAAAUAAAUGACUUAGUAUUUUUAUUUUGUAUUAGUAUUAGAAGAGACCAACAUUUUUUAUGUGUGUAUCUCUUUUUAAUUCUUCAUGAAGCAUAAGUUUUAAAAGUGCUGCUUAUGAAUCUCGACAUUCAAUGCAGGCUAAAAAGUUUGGUUGUUAAUAAAACUUUUAACAUUGUAACAUAAUGCAAUUUCACUAAUACAUAUUAUUCUAUAGCAAUGUUAUUGUUUGAAAUUCUAUUAGUUGUUUAAAUCACAGAUAAGUAUAAUGGUUUUCAGUUAAACUAUUAUUUUUAUUUUAAAUGUAGCUCCUAAAAUGGUUUGAUUCAACACUGAGAUCACCAUGCAAAAUAUUUUCUGCCCUGGAUUUUGAUGAUGAAAUGAAUACUAAAGAAAUCUGAUGUCAAAAAUGAGUAAUUUUCCAUGAAAUCUGAUGUCAAAAAUGAGUAAUUAUGCAUUCUCUCAUCUACUGUUUGUAUUGAUUGCUUAGUAUUGCAUAAAAGCAUGUCAAAUCAUUUUAUGAAUGCCCAGCAAAUAAAACGGAAUAAAAUAAGCAUACACAAUUAAUUUUGAUUUGGUUGUGGCAAUGUGCCACUAUAUAAGAGAAUCCACUCUCAUAGUCAUAGUGUGACUGCUAUGGGUAACCCCAAGCACGUACACAUCCAUGGUCAUUUAAAGUAACACUCAGCCGUGUACUGGCCUUAAAUUUUAUGUUGGUUAUUUACACGCGGGAAUAACCAUCCCUGCUACGGGGUUGACCCAUGGUCAGCUCGGACGCAGGUUCCCUGUGACUGUGUGUGUGUGUGGGAGGGGGGGCGAACUGGGACUUGAGGUGUGUACACUUUUAGAUUGUGGUGUGGAACGGAUGCGUCGGGUCGGCGGCAGGUGUGAGAGAUUUUCCUGUCGGCUCUGUCAACGGAUUGUACCUUACAUUAAUUAAAAAGCUAUAGUUCUCAGACCUGAUUGUUUAUUGUGAUUUUAUGUAAACUGUAAGCUACGUCACCACUCGGCUACAGUAAAUCAUGUUUAAAAAAAAUUCUUGAAGAAAUUUAUGUCAUUUAAUUUUCAGUAAGAUCCAAAUCGUUAUCUAGGAGAGAAAAAAAUGAUGUUGAAGAAGAAAAUGGUGUCCUAUUUUGGGUUAACAAAAGUGGCUUUCCCAUUGAUGCACCCACUUGGGAGCGCAUGUGGGAUCACGUAACCAAAGUUCAUCCUGAUGGUUAUAACAUGGUAAAAAAGAUUCAAAAUAAGCAAGACUUACCCCAGGUAGGUACAAUUUAUUUCAAGAUUUCACUGCCAUAUUUUGUAUCCAUUGGCGUUUGAUUGAGAUUGGUUAUGGUACAGACUGAAUGUAAAUACAAGUAAGUUUAUUAUUGAUAUUCAUGUUAUAUCAGUUUUGUAUAUCAUAUUCAAUUGAUUCAAACGCCCACAGUAUUCCUUUUCACAGUAUAAGAGACAAGAGAUAUCUUAUUUGUGUUUUUGUUUCCGGAUUGAGAAAACGCCAUGAAAAAAAAUUUGAGCUAAUUAUUAUCUGUUUUCUAUAGAUUCCUGUUCCACAACCACCAUUAUCCUUUAACCCUGCAAUGUCCAUCCAAGAGCGUCUUAAAAAAAUUCAAGAUUAUAUGAAUGAACUACAGUAUCCUUGAUGAACUAAUUAGCAAUUUAUACAAAAAGGUCUUGAAAUAUUUAUCUAAUGCUAUUUUUAUCUGGAGCAAGAAAAAUCAUCCCACUAAAUUGGCUAGCCAAACCUCAUUGCAUCUGAUUGGCAAAUAUUACUCUUAAAAAGUGGAAAUAAAACAUCGUCCUAAACUUUGUAUAGAUAUAAUCACACUGGGACCCAAUUCUUUGAAAUUAGAAAGAACCGACCUAUCACAGGGUAAGAAAAGUAAAUUACUAAAAAUAUCUAUACCAUAGAAAGAAAUAAUUUUUUAAAAGGUAUUGAAAAUCCCAUUUCUCUUAAUAAUGUUCCAUAAAUUUUGUAUUUUAUCUUAUCGAUAGCCUUAACAAGUUACUGAAAUGGUAUGUUAUAAAGAAAAUGCAAUUUAGCAUAUAUUUUAAGCCUUUAUAUUUUUAUUUCUAAGUUUGUCACUUUUAUUUUUCAGUUUGAUGGAAACUGCCAAAGAAAUGAUUAGAGAAGCUCUGCCCAUUAAGUGCUUAGAAGCUGUUGUUAUGGGAAUGUAUCCUUUCUAUGUAUGCACUUAAAGCUUGAGUUUUAGAUCAUUACAAAUAACUUUAAAAAAAAAAAAUCAUAAUAUAGCCAUAAUAAAUAUAAUAUCAUAAAUGAAACUUGUAAUAUAUUUUAAAUUUCCAUAAAUUAUGUUGUGAAAAAUAUUGAAUUCAGAUUUUUAUUUAAAUGUCCAUAUUAUCUUUAAAAACAAUGAUGUAAAAAAAAAAAAAAUUCUUGACAUUUUGAAGAUUUCUCACCAAUGGCAUGGUUGGUGUAGAAAGGUUUACAAUAAGCUUCAAGACUCUCUUCAAAGAUCACCUGCAUCGGCACAUUGUUCUAGGAGUUUCUCACGGUGGCUUUUAUGGAGCUAUUGGAAUGAGCAGAAGAGAUGACUUGAUGUAUAAACCAUUGGAGUUUAAGGUUUUUCAUUUUUAGUUGUCUGGUUGUGUUAAAUUAAUUUCUAGAAAUUAUGUUUACUGAACAUCAGGUAUUGUACAUGUAAGGGAAAUAACUUCACUUUUUAAGGAUGUGGGACUCUUUGAAACUGCACUAAUAUAUUCUUGUAUAGAGUUUUCAGGGGAUAAAAUGAAAAAAAAUAUUAAUAAUUCAUUUCGUACAGAGCUUAGCAGAUCUUGUUUUGGACUUUGCAAAGUGCUAUAGAAAAUGUGAGUAAGCCUCUAUUUAACAUUUUUAAAAAUUAUGCUGCCUCCUUUUCCUCUUUAAAAAAAAAAACUUUGUUCAAAAUUUUAAUUUUAUGUAUUUGCUAAAGAAGAGAAUCCAUACAUUUUGAAUCUUAUAUAAAUUCAUAUUUUUUUUUCUCUAUAUGUAUAAUAUAUUUUUUAGAUUAUCAUUCUGUGAAAAAAGUUAAAGUGGGGCUACCAAUCAUCCAUGAUCCACAUUCUUAUGAAGUCAUCAAUUGGAAGGUACAAUAGUGCUUUUAAAAAAAAAUCUUUUUACUUUAACUCCAUUUUUCUCCCUCCCUACCCCCCCACUUAAAAAAAUAGAGAUAUUUAGAUUUUAUUUGAAAACAGUUAAGAACAUUUAAUCAAUUGUAGCCUUUUAAUAAUUUUUAUUUAAAAAAAAACUAGUAACAUAUCUUGUUAAGGAUGGUAUGCUUGAUGAGAGUAUUUUUUUUCUUAACUUUGGUUAAAAAGAUUUGAGUUUUUAUAAUAUGGCAUAUGAAGGUUAAAACUUAAAAAAAAAAUAUUAAAAAGUUAUAAAGGAAGAUGCUGAAAAUUUGGUGAAGACUAAAAGUAAGUGUUAACUUUAAAUGUAAACUUGUAUAGCAAAAAGGCAAGCAGCAUCAUUGGUUAAGAAUCCAAGAUCUUACGUGAAUUAAAAAAAAAAAAUUAAGGAAAGAUUAUUUCUAUACACCCAGAAUAAGAAGUGCAAAAAUAAUUGAAAAUUAAAGGGUUAGUGUUAGCACUUUUUAAUUUUUCAAAAAAACUUGUUGAAAAUUAUCUUUGAUAUUUACAUUUACAGGCUCUGAUGGUCUCUUUAAACAGGAACAAUGAGAAAGAGUGUAUCCAUGAACUAGACAACCAUGCUCGUAAAAUGAAAACUUUAGUGAGUUUUAAGGAGAUAUUCAUGCAUCAAUGAUUCAUUUUUAGUGAUAAUGCUCUUUUGAGGCAAUUUAAUGCUUCAAUUUUUCUAAAUAAAAUAAUAAUGCUUUUAAGAGACCGUCACAGGGAAUAAAUAUAAUGUUACUACAAUACUUUAGAAAUUUCAAUUUAAAUAUCAGCAUUUCAUUUGAUAAUUGUUUUUGGUAAUUUUAAAUAAACAUGUUUAAACAUUUAGGUUUUGUGUGAUAAAUUUCUCUUUUCUAAAAAACAUGAUAUUCCCACUUUAGUAAAGAUUAUUUAUACCAAUCAUUUGCUUUUUUAAAGUCCAAGUCAUGGACAGCAAGCCCAUACUGUACCUUAAAAACAGUGUCCACCGCUGAAGCAUUGAGAGUAUUACCCAUAGACUCAUUUUCUCACACCAUGACUCGAAGAUCGUAAGUAAUCAUGGUUUCAGUUUUAAAACACAUUUUUUAACUUUUGUAACGUAAAAUUUAUAAGCAGCUUUGUUUGGCCUUUUCGUAAGUGGAAAAUCAGAGUAUGGUAUUUUAAAGUGCCAGAACUAUUGUUAGGGGUGUAGGAAAAAUAUGAUAACAUUUAUUAGUUGACUAGUUAACUUCUAAGGAAAGUUUCAGGAAAUGUGGAGGUAUUUAUAUGUGUAAUAAAUUCAUUAAAUUUGUUCUUACAGCAAUUAUUCAUUCAAAAUUUAAUACAUUUAUUGGAAUUUUUUAAGAUUAGUUAAAAAUACUAUACUUGUUCAUUUAUUAAUUUUUGUAAGAUAGAUAAUUAUAUUUCAUGGGCAGAAAGUUCCCCAAAAUAAUAUAUAGUCAUUAAAUUUAUUGCUUUAUAUACUUUAUUCCGUAUCAUUACAGAAAUUCUGUUGUGACCCAAAGUCUUCUUAACAGCCGAAGGAAGAGCAGAAGUACGCUAGCCCUUCUGGCAGACACAGAAUAUCAAAUUCGCAUCUAAUUAUCUCAUAAUUGCUCAAAAUCUAAUGCUUUAAAAAACAAGAAAACUGUGAUAUUAUCUUUAUUAAGAACAGUUCCCUGUGUUAAAAAAAAACAAUAAAUUAAUUUGGGGACAGAUCACUGAGCAUGAAUUCCAUGUGUCUUAAUUGGCUGAACAGCAAAACUGAAUGACUGUUUCACUAAGAACCAAUCCAUGUUCUACUUUCAUGAAGUAAAAAUUACAGUUACAGUACUUGUGGACUCUGCAGCACAAAAUGUUCUUUCUUUUUUUAAUUUUGAAGUUUUUAAUUAAUUUAUUGAAUUUAAUUAUUAACCAUUGCCAAUACUUUCUCAAUAUUAAUGGCAAUGGCUGAAUAUUGAAAUAACUAUUUUAUUACACUUGUUCAUUACAUUUCCAAUGGAAGAAACUUGCUGAUGUUUUGAAAAAUAGCUCAAAGUUUUAAAGGGUAAUUUUAAAAUAGUUGGUGGAAUGAUAUUAUUUGCCAUUUAAAAAAAAUGUAUUUAGUUUAUUACUAUAAUAUUAUUUAUAAUUUUUGUUUGUUCAAUUCAACUGUGUUGUUUAAUUCUUUUUAUUAAAUACUUCCAAAUGUCAGAGUUACCGGUACACAGUAUAAAAAAUGAAUUAGUUGUUUUAAAUUAAACCUAAACUAUUUAAACACCUGACAUUGUAAGCCUUUAUAAAACCCCAUACUUUUUAACAGCACUGCAGCUCCCCAAACCGUCAUUAGUAAAACUAGUCUAGUUAUUAAUGUUGUACAAGUGAUUUGAAAAGAAUUUAAUUUACUACAAUUAGACUAGAUGGAAAAUCUCAGAAAGAGGUGUAUUAAGUCAAACCUCUAUAAUAAUUCAUUAUUUUAUAAUUAAUAGCUUCAUUUUAUAAAUGAUAUAGGCUUACAAGUCUGAAUGAUUCUUCACACAUUUUUUUGUAACCAUUUUCAUUGGUUUGAGCAGUUGUUUGGUUGAUUUCUAUUAGUUUUGAUUAAACUUUGUUUAUAAUUACUAGUUACUUAUAUAAAUGCACACAACCCAAGUCAUGAGAGGCUAAAAGUAUGUUUCUAAACUUUGUAAUGGAAUGGAAUUUAAAAUUAAAGAAAGAUAAAUAUUUAACACAAAAUUACCUUUAAAUAUAAGGGCAGAAAAAAACAGUGGCACCAAAGCAAAUAAAUUAUACUUGUUAAAUUGACCUCACAAUAACUCAAAUAAAGGAAAUCAAAUUAAAUUAAAACAUAAUAAAACUUUAAAUAUAUUUGUAAUACACAAGCCAAAAAGUUGAAAAAGCGAAUAACAAUUCAUUGCUAGAAUGUGUAUGGUUUUAUUGUCAUGUUCCUGAAAUGUGUAUAGCACCUUCUGAUGUUUAAAGACAGUAAAGCAAGAGUUUUGCAGCUUUAGCCCAAAAACAGUGUAAAAAAAAAUAUCUAAAAUUAAAAUCCCCUAUAUUUUGCUUAUCAUUGAAACCAGUAGUAGUUUAAGUCACAAAUAAAAAUUAUAGCCACAAAUAUAUAUUUAUGAUAAACAACCUAUAAUUACCA
Lymnaea stagnalis (great pond snail) is the source of this 7464-nucleotide messenger RNA. Lineage: Eukaryota; Metazoa; Mollusca; Gastropoda; Lymnaeidae. The record is from the annotation of a GenBank genome assembly.